AUGCUUCACUCUGGGAGUCUAUCAACGGCCCCAAUCAGCACCCCCGAUGGAAAAUUAACCGACGCCGAUGCGGCCCUGCGCUUCGAGGAUCCCAGCCUAUACUCCACAAGCCUCCCGUACUGGCUCGUCAAUUUACCUCGGUCGCAAUGGACGGCCGAAUGUCCUAGUUUUCUACGUGACCAAUCGCCAAAGAAUAUCAGAUGCCUCUCGACCCCUGACCACCUUUAUACCCGACAGAACUGGGAGCAGGUGAAGGAGAUCACCAGUACCAACCGGAUCGAUCGGUUCCAGCGUGUCCCAAGCGAGCUGCGCAAGUAUCUGGAAUACAUGGCGCACAUCAAGGCGGAAUAUACAUCCGUCAUGAGGUUUAUAGUGAAAGAAAGGCUGGGGUGGGGGGAUGGCAACGUGGAAGACAUCAAGCCAAGAGGUGGUCCUUUCGAAUACGAGGGUAUGGCACAGGUCACCUGGUUGGGUUUAGAGCACGUGGAUACUAACAGAUCUGUAGAGGACAUCCGAAUCAUAUACAACGACUGGCCAUAUGGUGUGGAUAAGGACAUCAUCCAUCUGGUAGUGUGGACCAAGUUCCAACUGGAAGAUGAUCCAACCACAGAUGACCUAACGCCAAGCGCACGAGCGGCCAUAGAGAACUAUGUGCAGAAGACGUUCUCUCGGGUACCACGUGAACAGGUGGUCUGGUUCAAGAAUUGGAAGUCACUCAAGUCGGUUCCCGGGAUAGAACACUUCCACGUCAUGCUUCAUCGUCCCGAUAUGGAAUUUGUUAGGGAGAUCACCCACGGGGAUAUACCGCUGAUUGACCGGAAUAUCCACUGUUUGUAA
Messenger RNA from Penicillium robsamsonii, 837 nucleotides. RefSeq names its product GIG1 family protein. The coding region runs from base 1 to 837 and encodes 278 amino acids. The transcript has 3 exons. The record is from RefSeq and is a predicted model, not a curated record. Gene Ontology annotation, biological process: N-acetylglucosamine metabolic process. Gene Ontology annotation, cellular component: cytoplasm. NCBI's taxonomy places the organism in Eukaryota, Fungi, Ascomycota, Eurotiomycetes, Eurotiales, Aspergillaceae.